AUGUUCGCCUCCGCGUUCGCCGCGCGGUUCCUCCUCGCCUUCGUGUUCCUCGUCUCCGCGCUGAACAAGCUCCACGCGAUCGCGCACGACGACGCCGGCGCGACGCUCGCGACGCUCGCGCCGCGCCUCCUCGCGGCGAAAGAAGCGAUCCGCGCGCGUUCGGGGCUCGACUGCGACUCGGUGCUCCCGCUCUCGGACGCGCAGUACCUCUCCGUCGCGACCGCGAUGGAGCUCGUGGGCGCGGUGCUGUUCAUCGCGGACGUGAGCGUCGGCGCGAAGAUGCUCGCCGCGUUCACGAUCGUCGUGACGCCGGUGAUGCACCCGUACUGGACGAUGGCGCGCGACGGCGACGACGACGCGUCGGCGGCGGCGUCCGCGGCGUACGAGGUCGAAGUCGUGAUGUUCUGGAAGAACGUCAGCAUGCUCGGGGGGUUGCUCACGUAUCUCGCGAUGAAGCCCGCGGUGUUGAAUCAGCGGGGGGUGGGGGUGAGGAGGAAGCGGCGGGGCGCGAGCGCGAAGACGGAGUAG
Micromonas pusilla CCMP1545 is the source of this 528-nucleotide messenger RNA. RefSeq lists its product as uncharacterized. NCBI's taxonomy places the organism in Eukaryota, Viridiplantae, Chlorophyta, Mamiellophyceae, Mamiellales, Mamiellaceae. Bases 1 to 528 code for a protein of 175 amino acids. The transcript has a single exon. The record is from RefSeq and is a predicted model, not a curated record.